AUGUAUUCCGUAAACCUUCCCCAUCGGAUUGCUACUGCAAAUACUGUGGCAACUACAAAUACGUCCCUAAGUGAUGACGAAGGUAUUCCUGACUCCGAUAUGAGUGGUGCGACCAAUAUUCUGCUUGAAAGGCUUCAGGCCUGGAAACACAUGUGCGGAUAUUUAGAAAACUAUGUUACAACCAUGCAAAAAGUGCAACGGAGUCAGUCCAAGGAGUUUGAAAAAGUUUUGAAGACCGUGUCAGAGCCUCUCAAAGAAGCUCAUCAUUUCAAUCAGAGCAAAGACGGGGUGACUGGACUGUUCGACAAAUUACGGACUAAUACAGAAGGACUUGUGAACUUGCACCUUGAAACCGAGAAGAGCCUGAAAACUACUGUUCUCCCAAAACUGAAACGCCUUCGUCAUGGCAUCAAAUCCAAAGCCAAGGAAAUCCGUCACGGUGCCUCGAAAGGCUCCAAACAGGUUGAUAAGGCCCAUUCUACAACCCAGAAACAUAUCGAAAUGUUGGGUCAAUACACAGCAACUUUUGGCUCUGCCACCGGUGGGAAGCUAGACUCCUCCCAUGACCCUUACCUGUUAUGCAGAGGUACCAACUAUCGCCUCAACAAGCAGGUAACUGAAGAAAACAACCGCCUUCAUGAGAUGCUCCAGGUUCAGAAUUCGUUUUCGCAAUUUGAAGCCCAUAUUCUUGAAACCGUGCGAAAUGUACUCAUUCAAAUUUUCCAGUGCAUGGAUGCCCAAACAGCACAGCAGCGAGCAGCCUACGCAGACGUGGUCGGUGCAGCCCAAAAAUUCCAUCCGGGCUUCGAAUGGCUGGACUUUUACCUGCGCAAUGAAUCCUUGCUGCUCAACCCCAAUACUGCUCCCCGCAGCAUAUCCAAUGCUACGUUCCCGAACCAGGAUCACCAGGCCACCAAAGCUCUAAUUGAGGGCACACUUGAGCGGAAAUCCCGUGCAGUGAUCAGGGGCUAUAGUUAUGGCUAUUAUGCCGUCUCUCCAGCUGGUUACCUCCACGGAUUCAAGGACAAUGACGAUUAUCGCCAUGAUCCCACCCCCGAUAUCACUCUCUACCUCCCCGAAUGCACCGUCGGCCAUCUGGAUGGUGUCAAAUUCAGUGUCAAGGGUAAAGACGUCUCCGGUGGUAGGGUAUGCCAGGUCUUUGCCCCGUCGUCCGAACUUAGUUUUAAAGCCUACUCCAAGGACGAGGCUGAGAAGUGGUUCAGGGAAUCGGGAUCGGGGCCGGCCAGCCCGACAGCAAGCCCGACCGUGAGCAAGGUAACGAGGGAUGUUCACGAAAGUUUCCCUUUAGCUCAAACGUCCACAGAGGUGUCGCUUACAUCUCCAACACCACAGUCUCAGCAAAAGGAAGGGCUCAUGGCACCGCAAACUGAGGAAGUAGCAGCCGUUCCAACGCCGAAUCCGGAAAUUUCAUGA
Messenger RNA from Paracoccidioides lutzii Pb01, 1434 nucleotides. Its product is annotated as PH domain-containing protein. Bases 1 to 1434 code for a protein of 477 amino acids. The record is from RefSeq and is a predicted model, not a curated record. The transcript has 5 exons.